Gamsiella multidivaricata is the source of this 907-nucleotide messenger RNA. RefSeq lists its product as uncharacterized. The transcript has a single exon. The record is from RefSeq and is a predicted model, not a curated record. Lineage: Eukaryota; Fungi; Mortierellomycota; Mortierellomycetes; Mortierellales; Mortierellaceae. Bases 244 to 708 code for a protein of 154 amino acids.
ACGCAGAAGAGUAUGCAAUGCGCUGUAGGAAAGCUGCGGGAUACAACUCCGUGUAUACGUUGCGGUCCCUAACCCGUAGAAGUGGGCAGACACUGGUAUCCAACCUGCAGCCGAUCAAGAUAGACCCGAUUCAGUGCAUUUAACGUUAACGUUGCCUAGACUGAUCAUUAUAAACGAUCCGCAGGAAACAGUGCUCCUUGGAGCGGAUCUGGAAUUCAUUAUAAGUCUUCUAGUCGUGCUCGUAUGUGGUCCAGGAAUGGAAAUGAACAUGGCUCGAUGGGCAAGAGCAAAAAAAAAAAAAAAAGACAGCGCGCUGGUUUGGCUAAGCGCGGCAAAUAUCGAAACAAGGGUAUGGGUCGCCCUCUGCGUUCGAAGGCAGGUAUAAAUACAGCUUCCUUCUCCUCACACUUUCAGUCCUCACUCAACUCAAAGCCAAACCGACCCCAAAGUACUCAUCUACAACAAACGCACACACUCCCCCGUCCUCACCUCACAACAUCAAGCAAACAAUCCCCAAUCAUGCCUUUCUUCAAGUCCGCCUCCAAGAAGAGCCAGACCGCCUCCGCUGCGACCACGCCCGCCCAAACGCCUCGCAACUCCAUCCACGAGCAGCGCCCUAGCCAGCCCAAGAUGACCAAGGACCAGGCCCUCGAGAUGAUCUUCAACACGUCGAUGGCUGAUGCCGCUGCCGGCCCCUUCAUCCGUUAAGCAUGGCCGAUUCUAAGUGUGGAUGCCUGAUCUCUCGUUCAAACACCUUGCUUCCGCAAAACAAAAACAAAAUUCUCCCAAUCAUCGCAGCAUCAUCCGUAUACCUCAACAGCAUAUUCAUAGCGCGUCUCACACUGUACCAUAGCACAUAAAUCAGCAUUUUAUAUCAUUAAAAAAAAAGAUCUGUAAUAUCGAACAA